Dreissena polymorpha is the source of this 4260-nucleotide messenger RNA. Its product is annotated as exonuclease 3'-5' domain-containing protein 2-like. Lineage: Eukaryota; Metazoa; Mollusca; Bivalvia; Myida; Dreissenidae. The transcript is spliced from 12 exons. The record is from RefSeq and is a predicted model, not a curated record. Gene Ontology annotation, biological process: nucleobase-containing compound metabolic process. Gene Ontology annotation, cellular component: nucleus; cytoplasm. Bases 122 to 1930 code for a protein of 602 amino acids. Gene Ontology annotation, molecular function: nucleic acid binding; 3'-5' exonuclease activity.
CUAUCGGUAGCCCUAAUCAGAAAGUGUAAAUCACGAGUAGACAAGUGUUGCAACAAAACAAACGUUUAUUGCAACAUUAUUCAAAUUUUGGGCGCUUUCUAGAAUAUUGUCAACCAAAAAAAUGACCGUCAAUGGUUUUUCAAAUAUGAGGAUCAUUGUUCCCGUGGUAACACUACUUGGUGCAGCUGUUGCCUUGUUAUAUCUACUUAAGAAAAAGUCAAAUAAAAAGAAAUUGGCAGAGUGGAGGUUUCGGAAACUUACCACGAGAGUUGUGUUUGUUGUCUCAUCGGAGGAAGAAUGGGAACAAGUCUUUCCAACUGUUUCCUUGAAUUGUGAGGUGAUAAGGGCCGUAGGAUUUGAUUGUGAGUGGGUUUUCUCAGGCAAAAGAUUACCAGUAGCACUCAUUCAGAUAGCGACGUACGAUGGAUUCUGUGUCCUGAUUCAGAUCCACAAAUUUACAUGCAUCCCUUCCACCCUGAGACAUUUUCUUGGUGAUAAAAGCAUUCUUAAACUUGGUGUCGCCUCCAAAGAAGAUGGCAAGAAGUUACACAGGGACUAUGGAAUUGUUGUUGAAGGUUGCGUGGAUUUACGAUACAUUGUUGGUAGACUACCUGCACUGAAAUGUACUGCCGGUAGUCUACAAGCUCUGGCUGAUAGAUUUCUUGGAGUGAAAAUGAAAAAAGAUCGUAACAUACGCUGUGGGGAUUGGCAAGCGGAACUAACACAAGCGCAGAUAGACUAUGCUGCAGAUGAUGCCCUGUUUGGCAUGGAUAUAUUCUUACAACUUGUGGCGCUAAAAGUGACUGGGAGGUCAGUUAAAGACUCGAGGUACUUUGGUCAAGACGUUUGCAUAUCAAGGGAAGAAUUCUGGAAUAAGGCUAGAGCUUUAUGCCAAGGAAUCACAGAUGUUACAUACAAGGGGAAAACUGCUGGUAGGGUAAUGGCUGAAGUCAUGUGCAGCAGCUCGGAAGAUGAUGAAUACCUUGAUGAUAGUGGCAGUGUUAUGUCUCCCACAUCAUUUUCCUCUCUUCAAAGUCACAAAAGUAGCAAGAAUACGAAAGCAUUCAUGACACGCCAGCGACCCCUGUACUACAAUUGCAAGCUGCUGGCCCCAGAUGGAGAAUGUCUCACACUUUGUGAUAUCAGGAAAGCACAGUGGUACAUAGACAAAGAGUUGGGAGACAAAGUGAGUGACGAUCCUUUCACAGUGAAGUUGCGCUUCGAGCCAAAGAAUCGUCCAGCAUCGAGGCAAGACUACUACCUACAGGAGAAGGAAAACACGUGUGUUGUGUGUGGAUCACAUGAGGACUAUGUGCGCAAACUGGUCGUGCCUCAGGAAUACAGGAAAUACUUUCCUCCAAUUCUAAAGAACCACUCAUCCCAUGAUGUACUCCUACUUUGUAUCCAAUGCCACCUGAGAUGUGCCGACUAUGAGACAGCUGUAAGGCAGCGUUUGGUCGCAGAGUGUGAUGCCCCUUUAGACUCGGGGAAAGACUCCAAAAGACGUCUGGAUGGGGAUCUUGCAAAAGUUGUUUCAGCUGCCAAAGCCUUACUGAAGAGCAAGGGCAGUAUACCUGAGGACAGACUACAGGACCUUGAGGCCAUGGUUAAGACUUUCUACGGGGUCAAGUCACUUCCAGCAGAGCUAUUGGAGGAGGCAGUUUCUAUGGAAACCAGGGUCAACAACAGCUCGUUCGUUCCACACGGUAAGAAAGUGGUGGACUUCUACAUGCAGAAGCACGGGGGACUGCUGGAGUUUGAGCGCAUGUGGCGUAGGCACUUCCUGGAGUCCAUGCAGCCCAAGUACCUACCAGCUCUGUGGUCCGUGGAGCACCAGCCUGAGCGGUUGAAACCGGUCACGGAGGAUGUGAAACAUAACAUUGUCUUAAAUGGGUUAGACAAAAAUGGUGUGAAUGACGCCAGUAGCUGAAGCGUCAAGCUGGAAUAGAAAAAUAGAAAAAGGAGAUUAGGAUUUUCACUUGCAACCCAACCUGUACAAACAAUUAAGGAAUUUCUAGUUUGAAUGGAUUAGACAAAGUUAUUGCAGAGGAUGCUGGUAGAUAAGGGCUCAAACUGGAAUACAGGGCUUAGGAUAUAUGAGAAGCCUCAUGUGAAAAUGGGUCUUACGACAUAUGCGGCAAGCGUAGCUCCAGAACAGCCUGUAUAAUCACACAGUCUGCUCAGGACUACCUUGUCCUAAAUAAAGUCAUGAAUGGUUUCUGCGUGUUAUUAGCCGACCCUGUAACUCCUGAACACAUAGUGUGUAUAUCCAUUUUUGCAUGAUGUAGCCCAGAUGGUUUUUACACAAUAGUUUACCCUUAAGAAAUCUUUUGAGUGUCUUGUUCACUGUUUCAGGUGAUCUGUAGAAUGGAGAUAGGAAGAUACCUAAAGACCUAAGAAUGCUUUUUUUUUGUGCAAAAUGCACUGAGGUAUUUUUACAUGUCAGUCUAGCUUGACAGAAAAUUUACAACUGUCUCUAGUUGGCUGGCAGUCCAUGUGUAUGAAGAUUUGUUGAGAAUGAAAAUCAAAAAGUAGGAAAACAAAAAAAAACAUUGCUACACACGGUAUUAAAGAUAUGUUUGUUGGUAAACUUUUGAGAGUUUCACAGCAGUUUGUGAGGAGAAAAUGAAGAUUCUGUGUGAUAUAAAAUAAAAAAGACUAUAUUCUUUAAAUUGUUACACAGAGUGACACAACUAUUUGACUGUGUGAAGAUAUUGAGUUUUAACAAUAGCAUUAGUGAUCACCUUAUGUUUAUCAUCCAUUGUCUGUCAUCAAAAUGUACUUCGAGAACACCCUAUAUGCCUCAUUAAUAGCCCAUUUGUCAUGAAACUUGAUGAAGACAUUUGUCUGAAUUAAAUUUAGAUUGAGUUCGAAACUGGGUCACUUUGGUUCAAAUACCAGGUCACUAAAAGCUGAAAUUAAAGAAAUACCUUGUGGAUAUUAAAGUCAUAUUUUUACCCAAUAGAUUUGAAACUGGUUUUAAACAUUAAUACUAAUAAUAUCUCAGCUGAUUUUGAAACUGGUUCCCAGUUGUUUUGUAAAACAUGGCCACCAGGUGUUGGAGCAGUUUAACUUUUAUGGCUAUAGUGAAACCUUCUGAUGACUCUACAUGACACAGAGUUUUUUUCCAAUAUUCAUGAAAAUUUCUCAGAUUAUUUGUAUUUUUUAUAUAUCGUCCUAGUCGGAAAAUGGCCGCUAUGGGCAGUUUUGCUUAUAUGGUUAUAGUUAAUGAUUGUUUGACAGAGUUCAACUUGUUCAAGUCUGUUGAAAAACAUGACCAUAAUUAAAUAGGGCAGUUUUCUUUUAUAGCUAUUCUAGAACAUUGUGAAGACUUUAGAAGUCAAUUUGUAUUUCCAGUCUAAACACCUUCACAGAACCUUUGAAAUUAUGAUAUCUCAGCUAAGUUUGUAAAUGGUUCAUGUUCAUAGAAACGCAUAGCCGCCAGGGGGUGUUCAAGUUUACCAACAACGCUAUUGGGGAACCGCUUGAACACUCAAAAUUCUCAAGUUUUGCCCUGUCAUCCUUAAAUUUUAUCAGAAUAAUUGUUCUUAUGAUAUAUCCGCAGACUUCAUUUAUUUAAAAGAAAAACAGCAAAAGAAAAUUUGUGUUCCUUCUAGUUCUCAGGUAAGCAACAUAAAACCUUUGGGUCUCUUGUUUGGAACAUUUUGUGAUGUAAGUGAAUAAGUCCAUUAAAUAUUUUAUACUGUUCAAAUUGUUAACAAUCCUAUCUCUAUAUCUCUUUUGCUAUACUAUUUUUUUUGUUAUAAUUUGAUUAUUUUGUGUGAAAUUUUAAUAUGGAACUCGUAUUAAAAUAAUUACCUUAUAAAAUCCGCGUAAUUACUCAAUAUGUCCCAAAUUAAGAAACAACAAAAACAGGUAUUGAUACCUCUUUGAGCCAUGAUGCUUGUUAUGUAUACAAAAAACAAUGGAACAUCAUAAUACUUCCCAAUUAGCAGUCACUAGCUACUAUUUAAUCAAUAUUUUAUUUCGCGAAUUGUCAAGGAUGACCCGACUUGCGUGUCCCAACAUAUUUAGUUAUUACGGUAGUUACUGAUUUCAAGAUGCAAAUAUAUUGUUUUCUAUCAUUUAAUUUUGCAGUUGAUAUAAACUAAUUUAUUAUUUUAUGAAUGAAUAUUUUAUUUCUUUUAUUUGUAUUUACUUAAAGUAUGAUAUUAAGUUGAAAGUUUAUUGUUGUUUUAUUGUGAACAAUUAAUUUUACGUUAUAAAAACUGAAUAAACUUAACUGCAUGCAUUUGUGUA